Molecule: messenger RNA, 738 nt
Organism: Maudiozyma saulgeensis
Lineage: Eukaryota; Fungi; Ascomycota; Saccharomycetes; Saccharomycetales; Saccharomycetaceae
Source: the annotation of a GenBank genome assembly
AUGUCUGACUCUGAUUCUGAUAUGGAAAUAAGUUUAUCAGCAAAUGCACUUGCUGCACUUGCUGAAUUUAGACAAGAAGAGCAACAACGUGCUGAAGAUUUUGAGAAAAUGUACAAAGCUACAGACGAAGAGUUUCAAAAGAGAAAGAAAGAAGGUAUGAAUUUAUUCCAAGAGGAUUGGCAAUUGUCACAAUUCUGGUACAGUGAUGCCACUGCCGAUCUAUUGGCUGAUGCACUAUUGGAGGGUGCAGAUGAGAACACUGUUAUCGCUGUUGUCAGUGCACCAUCUGUUUAUGCAGCUAUACAGAAGAAACCAGAAGAAGACAUACCGACUAAACACAUAUACCUUUUUGAAUUUGACAAGAGAUUUGAAGUUAUGGCUGGUAAAGAACAUUUUGUGUUUUACAAUUAUGAAGUACCAACUGAAUUUGAGUCUGAAAUAAAACAUAAAGUUGAUAGACUAUUGAUCGAUCCACCAUUCCUAAACGAAAACUGUCAAACUAAAUCUUCUAUCACUGCUAAUGAGUUGUUAGCUACUAACGAUGGUUCCAAGACAUCAAACGGAAUCGCCAAACAUCGUCUAAUAUCAUGUACUGGUGAGAGAAUGAAGGAUAUCAUGAAGAAAGUAUACCCUGAAACAAAUAUAACUACUUUCCUACCGGAGCAUGGUAAUGGUUUGAGUAAUGAGUUUAGAUGCUAUGCAGACUUUGAAUGGAAUGGUUGGAAAUUUGACAGUUGA